GAAUAUAUGUGUGUUUCUUGUUUUCAAUUCCGGCACUCAAAUUCUCGCAGAAACACAAACACAUGGUAACAAUGUUUAGUCUGUAUCUACCAUAUGUUGAUAAACUUGUUUUCCAUCCUUUCUUCCUCCCUGCAAUCUUACUCUUUGUAAUCUUGUACUAUAAGAGUUUCUCUUCAAAUUCCGGCAGCAGCAAAAAUAAUGCCAAAAUCUUACCACCCUCACCACCGAAACUGCCAAUCAUAGGGAACCUCCACCAGGUAGGUCUGUUACCACACCGUUCUCUUCAAUCACUGUCUCAGAAAUACGGCAAGCUGAUGUUGCUCAAAAUGGGCAGCAAACCAACCCUUGUGGUAUCAUCUGUAGAUGCAGCCAGAGAAAUCAUGAGGACCAAUGAUGUGAACUUCAGUAACAGGCCUAAAUUACGCGUUGCUAGUAGGCUCUUCAGCAACGGUAAAGACGUGGCUUUUGCUCCUUACGGAGAUUAUUGGAGACAGAUGAAGAGUAUGUGUGUUAUGCAGCUCUUAAGUAACAAAAAAGUUGAAUCGUUUCGAAGAAUAAGAGAAGAAGUGACUCUUCUAGUGGUUGAAAAGUUGAACAGAUCAUCUUCUUCAGUGGUUAAUCUGACGGAAAUAGUUAUGUCAUAUACAUUUGAUGUGAUUUGCAGGGCAUCAUUUGGAAGGAAAUAUAGUAAGAAUCAUGAUGGAUAUGGAGGUAACAACAAUUUUGAGGAUAGCAUGAGUGAAGCUAUGAAGCUGCUUGGGACAUUUUUUUUGGGAGAUUUUGUACCCGGUCUUAGUUGGAUAGACCGACUGACCGGUUUGGAAGGUCGAUUGGAGAAAGUUGCACAACAGUUAGACUCAUUUCUUGAAAAGGCAAUACAUGAAGAACAAAUUCAUCUAAACACUAAGACAAAUAUUGAGGAUAAAAGUUUUGUGGACAUUUUACUUGAAGUUGGUAUGAAUAACAGAGAUGGUCUUUCACUUGACAGUAUCAAAGCUGUUGUAUUGGAUAUGUUUGCUGCAGGGAUUGACACAAUUUACACACUUGUAGAAUGGGUGAUAUUGGAGCUACUUAGGCAUCCAGAAAAAAUGAGACAAGUAGAGGAAGAGGUAAGAAAACAAAUGAAGGGGAAAGGUCGGAGGGUAAAUGAUGAUGAUUUGAAGGAUCUAAUUUAUUUAAAAGCUGUGAUUAAGGAAGCACUUAGGAUGCACCCUGCUGUUCCUUUACUGGUGUUUCGAGAGGCAUUGCAGGACACCAAAGUAAAUGGUUUCGAUAUCGAUGCAGGAACACUAGUGAUCAUCAAUGCAUGGGCAAUCCAGAACGAUCCUAUAUUUUGGGAAGAACCAGGGGAGUUUCGUCCAGAAAGGUUCCUGAAUGAUGGAAGUUCAUCAUCAUUUGAUUUCAAAGGACAAGAUUUUCAAUAUAUUCCUUUUGGAUCAGGAAGAAGAAGUUGUCCAGGGAUAUCAUUUGGCAUAGCUAAUGCUGAGCUUAUGAUCGCGACUCUCUUGUUCGAGUUUGACUUGAAAUUGCCUGAUUGUGAAAUGUUAAACAUGACUGAAAUCGCUGGCAUCACAGUUCGGAGGCGGGACCCUCUUAUGAUCAUUGCAGCUCCUCGUGCUUUCUGAAUAGACAUUCAUUUUCAACUCCAUUAUCAUCCUCCUUAAUUUUAUAUUUCCAUCAGGGUUAUUUUAUAAUAAGACGUACGAUGUAUUUUUUAAGUCGCUAUGUAUUUUGUUGCUUUUUAGCCUAUCAUGGAUUCAUGGUGAUUUCAUCGUACUACGUAUUUUGUUUUUGUCUGUUGUACGUUACUUUCUUCAAAUAACAUUUUAUUUGUCUUA
Molecule: messenger RNA, 1838 nt
Organism: Spinacia oleracea (spinach)
Lineage: Eukaryota; Viridiplantae; Streptophyta; Magnoliopsida; Caryophyllales; Amaranthaceae
Product: cytochrome P450 736A117
Exons: 2
Coding region: 63-1625 (520 amino acids)
Molecular function (GO): iron ion binding; heme binding; monooxygenase activity
Source: RefSeq, a predicted model, not a curated record